Molecule: messenger RNA, 543 nt
Organism: Prorocentrum cordatum
Lineage: Eukaryota; Dinophyceae; Prorocentrales; Prorocentraceae
Source: the annotation of a GenBank genome assembly
AUGCUGUUUCUCCUGCUCCGGAGCGGAGCAUCGUACAAAGCAGGGUUCCCGCUCGUGCGCAGGCACCGCUGGUGCGCAAGCAGGUGCCGCGGGCCACGGCCUGGCCAAUUCCACGAAGCGUGCUCGCACCGCAACGUUUCGCAGGGCGCAGAAAGGUAUACUGGGGCUGCGUGCUUCUGCUGGGGACCCACGCCCGCCCCGCCCGACUUGAAUGCAUCAUCCAAGUAUGGAGCAUUACAAUACCCAAAAAGUUGGGCCAUGAAAUCGUCCGCCGAGAUGCCUCAGAGCGCGCGUCACCCAUGCGGCAACGACGCACACAUAGUACAUGGUGUGUCGGAGUCUGGCCGACUCCGAGCCUCGAACACGCAGCGCUGCGAGCCGUUCGCAUAUCUGUCAGAGAGGGACGAAAUGGAGAGGGACGAGAUGGACGAAAUGGAGAGGGACGAGAUGGAGAGGGACGAAAUGGAGAGGGACGAAAUGGAGAGGGACGAGGUGGAGAACCACCGCAAAGUGCCAACGGUGCUGCCACAGUCCCGCCGCUAA